CUCUGAGGCGAGGCAGGGCGGGUUGGUUGGUUGUGUUGCCGGCCCCGAGCCUAGCGAGGAGGGCUCCUCUGACGUCCGUUCGAUCUUUCCGAUAGAACCCAGCCCCGGAGAAGGGGCUGCCCUCCCGGCGCUGAGCGGUUUCUGGAUUGCCACGGGGCCGCCUCGAGCGCCGCAGCCCUCCAGCAACUAGCAGCGAGUGGGGCCGCCGUGGGCUGUGCGAAGAUGGGGAGGCUGGCUGGUCUGGUCCGCCCAGGCGGAGGGUGGCGUUGGGGCCCCAGCCUUGCCUUCGUCGGUCUGCUAGCGCUGCUCCCCGGCCGGGUAUUUUCAGACUCCUGUGUCUGGUACGGUCAGUGUGGAAAUGCUUCUGAUGAUAAAAGGUACAAUUGUAAAUAUGAUGGACCACCACUGCCUCUACCAAAGGAUGGCUAUGAACUAAUACAGGAACUCUGCCCAGGUUUCUUCUAUGGGAAUGUUAGUCUUUGUUGUGAUGUGCCGCAGCUUCAGAGUUUCAAAGCCAACUUGGACCUUCCUUUGCAGUUUCUUUCCAGGUGUCCAUCAUGUUUUUAUAACUUCGUAAAUCUGUUCUGUGAGCUAACCUGCGGUCCUCAUCAGUCCAAGUUUCUAAAUGUCACACAAACGCUUCCAUAUUAUGAUCCUGUUAGCAAAGAGAACAAAACCAGCAUCACAGAGCUGCAGUAUUACAUUGGAAAAACAUUUGCUAAUUCUAUGUAUAAUGCCUGUAAAGAUGUGGAAGCUCCAUCAAGCAAUGUUAAAGCAUUAGGACUGUUGUGUGGGAGAGAUGUUAAAGAAUGCAAUGCAACCAAUUGGAUUCAGUAUAUGUUCAGCAAGGAUAAUGGUCAGGCUCCAUUCAACAUCAUUGCAGUUUUUUCAGAUGUUUCCAUCCAUGGAAUGACUCCUAUGAAUAAUGCCACCAAAGGCUGCAACGAGUCUGUGGAUGACUCUACAGGGCCGUGCAGCUGUCAGGACUGUUCUGCUGUCUGUGGUCCCAAACCAAAGCCCCCUCCACCUCCCGCACCAUGGCUUUUGCUUGGUUUGGAUGCUAUGUAUGUCAUCAUGUGGAUCUCCUACAUGGGAUUUUUACUUGUGUUUUUUGCAGUGGUUUUGGGAGUCUGGUGUUACAGGAAGAGGCACUUUGUUUCUGAGUACACACCUAUUGACAGCAACAUUGCUUAUUCUGUUAAUUCACACCAGAAUACUGGUGAUGCUUCUUGGUGUGAAAGGCUUGGUGAGAAGUUUGAGAAUGCGUUAAGAGUCACAUUCACAUCAUGGGGAGCUUUCUGUGUCCGAAAUCCCAGGCCUGUUAUUGUCUUCUCCCUGGUUAUUAUUGCCAUGUGCUCCUCAGGCCUGAUGUUUGUGAAAGUAACUACAAACCCCAUAGAUCUCUGGUCAUCACCCCGUAGUCAAGCUCGUAAAGAGAAGGAGUAUUUUGACACUCACUUUGGACCUUUCUUCCGUACUGAGCAACUUAUUAUUCAAGCUCCAAAUACCAAGCCGGAGAUCUACUCGCCGUACCCAUCAGGAGCAGAUGUUCCCUUUGGGCCACCCCUUACCAAAGAGAUCUUACAUCAGGUGCUAGAUUUGCAGGAUGCUAUUGAAGAUAUAACUGCUUAUUAUAACAAUGACACCGUAAUGCUGAAGGACAUUUGCCUGGCCCCUCUUUCCCCCUACAACAACAACUGUACCAUCCUGAGUGUACUCAACUAUUUCCAGAACAGUCAUUCUGUCCUUGAUCAUUCAGACGGUGACUCCUUUUUUGUCUACGCAGAUUACCACUCUCACUUCCUGUACUGUGUCCAGGCUCCAGCAUCUCUGAAUGAUACAACCCCACUUCAUGAUCCAUGCUUGGCAACAUUCGGUGGACCUGUAUUUCCAUGGCUGGUGUUGGGUGGAUAUGAUGGUGACAACUACAAUAAUGCCACAGCCCUUGUGAUUACAUUUCCUGUUAAGAAUUUUUACAAUGACACAGGCAAACUGAUGAAAGCUCUGGCUUGGGAAAAGGAGUUCCUCCAUUUUGUGAAAAACUACAACAACUCAAACUUGACCAUUUCCUUCUCUGCCGAACGCAGCAUUGAAGAUGAAAUAAACCGGGAAAGCUAUGGUGAUGUCAACACUGUUCUAAUUAGCUAUGUCGUCAUGUUCGUGUACAUCUCCAUAGCUCUGGGGCACAUCAAGAGUGCUAGAAGGUUCUUGGUGGAUUCAAAAAUCUCCUUAGGCAUUGCAGGCGUUAUCAUUGUGCUGAGUUCAGUGGCAUGUUCUCUGGGAAUCUUCAGCUACUUUGGAGUCCCAUUAACGCUGAUUGUGAUUGAAGUCAUUCCGUUUUUGGUGCUGGCUGUUGGCGUAGACAACUUAUUCAUUAUUGUUCAGACUUUUCAGAGAGACGUCCGUCUUCAAGGUGAAACCCUAGAUAAGCAGAUAGGACGAAUCCUUGGAGAUGUGGCUCCUAGCAUGUUCCUGUCAUCAUUUUCAGAGGCAGUGGCUUUUUUCUUGGGGACUUUGUCUACCAUGCCUGCUGUUCGUACUUUCUCGCUGUUUGCUGCAGUGGCUAUAUUCAUUGAUUUCCUCCUGCAGGUUACCUGCUUUGUUAGUCUCUUAGGACUGGAUGUUAAGCGUCAAGAGAAAAAUCAGUUGGAUAUUUUAUGUUGCUUCAAAGGCGGCGAAGAGCGUGGCAGUGUGCAGCACUCUGAAAGUGUCUUGUUUCUGUUCUUCAAAAACAUAUAUUCUCCAUUUCUUCUUAAGGAUUGGAUGAGACCCAUUGUGAUAUCUAUAUUUGUGGGUAUUCUGUCAUUCAGUGUAUCAGUUGUCAACAAAGUAGAGAUUGGCCUGGACCAGAGAUUAUCUAUGCCAGAUGACUCAUAUAUGCUGGAUUACUUCAACUCCCUUAGCAAAUACUUGCAUGCAGGUCCUCCAGUAUAUUUUGUGCUAGAAGAAGGCCACGAUUAUACUACUCUGGAUGGACAGAAUAUGGUGUGUGGUGGAAUGGGAUGCAACAACAAUUCUCUAGUGCAGCAAGUAUUCGAUGCAGCACAGAUUAGUAGCUACACAAAAAUUGGCUAUACUCCUUCCUCUUGGCUUGAUGACUACUUUGACUGGGUUAAACCGCAGUCUUCCUGCUGCAGAGUCUAUAACGCCACAGAACAGUUCUGCAAUGCUUCAGUUGUUAAUCCAUCCUGUGUGCGCUGCCGGCCACUAACUCCUGAAGGGAAGCAGAGACCCCAGGGUGAAGACUUCAUGAAAUUUCUCCCAAUGUUCCUGUCAGAUAACCCUAAUCCAAAAUGUGGGAAAGGAGGGCAUGCAGCAUAUAGCUCUGCAGUUGACUUAAUACACAACAACACUGAAGUUGGAGCAACUUACUUCAUGACUUUCCAUACAGUGCUAAAAACCUCAGCAGACUUCAUUGAUGCAAUGAAGAAAGCACAAAUGAUAGCAGCCAAUAUUACGAAAACAAUGGGAAUCCAAGAAAAGAGCUACCAUGUUUUCCCUUACAGUGUGUUCUACGUUUUUUAUGAACAAUACUUGACUAUUGUGAGAGAUACCAUUUUCAACCUUGCCAUUUCACUUGGAUCAAUAUUUGUAGUAACAAUGGUACUGCUUGGCUGUGAAGUGUGGGCUGCCGUUGUUGUUUCCCUUACCAUUGCUAUGAUACUAGUGAACAUGUUUGGAGUCAUGUGGCUUUGGGGAAUCAGCUUGAAUGCGGUUUCAUUGGUCAACCUUGUAGUGAGCUGUGGCAUUUCCGUUGAGUUCUGUAGCCACGUGACAAGGGCAUUCACAGUCAGUACAAAACCCAGCAGAGCAGAGCGAGCUGAAGAGGCAUUAUCCCACAUGGGCAGUUCUGUUUUCAGCGGUAUUACACUCACAAAAUUUGGAGGAAUAGUAGUGCUUGCCUUUUCAAAAUCCCAAAUCUUCCAGAUAUUCUACUUCAGGAUGUAUCUGGCCAUGGUACUGCUUGGAGCAACCCACGGAUUAAUAUUUCUUCCUGUCCUACUUAGUUACAUUGGGCCUUCAGUAAAUAAAGCUAAAGUACGUGCACUUCAAGAAAGGAACAAAGGUACAGAAAGAGAGAAGCUCCUGUUCUUCUAGCCAUUUUAAACAAAGUGGUCA
This is a messenger RNA of Gekko japonicus, 4119 nucleotides long. RefSeq names its product Niemann-Pick disease, type C1 (gene NPC1). Gene Ontology annotation, molecular function: lipid carrier activity. The record is from RefSeq and is a predicted model, not a curated record. Gene Ontology annotation, cellular component: membrane. NCBI's taxonomy places the organism in Eukaryota, Metazoa, Chordata, Lepidosauria, Squamata, Gekkonidae. The coding region runs from base 223 to 4098 and encodes 1291 amino acids. The transcript has 25 exons.